Spodoptera littoralis (African cotton leafworm) is the source of this 1896-nucleotide messenger RNA. Lineage: Eukaryota; Metazoa; Arthropoda; Insecta; Lepidoptera; Noctuidae. The record is from the annotation of a GenBank genome assembly.
AUGUCCAGUAACACCCAGAGCACGCAGACCAGGACCGCGUUGAGUAAGGAACUUGACAUCGACGCUUUGAUAGUGCAGUUGGGCCAGUUCGGCCGCUACCAGCGGUGGGUGUUCGCAUACCUCGGCUUGGCUAUCAUAUUCACCAGUAUCUACAACUGCCAAUAUGUAUUUAAUGCUGCUGGCGACAAUUACAGGUCAGUUUCGUUCGUGACUGUGAGUGGACUUCGUUUGUGCUCAAUAGGGAAAUAUUAUAAAAAUAGAUAUAGUUUGAUACUCUACCCCCGCACAGUUUGUCAGACAGUGUGCAGUCUUCAGAUAAGAAAAUAUAGGAAGCUUACUUCGUACCUACUGUUGUUUAGAUGUAAAGUUCCCGAGUGCGAACAGUCCCCGCCAGUGUACAGUCGAACGGAGCCAUGGGGAAAAUUCGCGUUGCCAUCAAAAGGUUUCAACUGCUACCGGAAAAUUCCCAUCGGCAAGAGUUGCGCGCCUGAGAGCUUCUCCAACACAACCCGGCGCUGCUACUCCUGGGUCUACGAAGGAGGAACUACUAUAGUUGCUGAGUUUGAUUUGGCGUGUCAGGAGUGGAAACGCACCUUAGUGGGCACGAUCCACAACUUCGGCGUGUUCUUGGCCAUACCGCUCACUGCUGCGGUCUCUGAUACUUACGGCCGGCGUUUCGCGCUAAUCGGCACCUGUGUGGCCCCAGCUGUCUUCGGUCUUUUGCGAGCCUUCUGCAGGAAUUACAUAUUGUACUUGUUUUUGGAGUUCGUCGAAGCACUAGUUGGCAAUGGCACAUACAGCACAGCGUUUAUCAUAGCUCUUGAGAUUGUGGGUCUAAAGAUGCGAGUACUCGGUGGAAAUAUAAUCCAGAGCACGUACGCGGUGGGGCAGAUCCUGACCGCUAUCAUUGCCUGGGUAAUUCCUUACUGGAGGACCUUUACAAUCGUCAUUUUUACUCCCUCUUUCCUAUUCAUUUUCUAUAUCUUCUUUGUGGAAGAAAGCUUUCGGUGGUUGAUGGUCAAGGGACACGAUGAUGAAGCUGCAAGAAUCCUUCUAAAAGUAGCAAAGUGGAACAACGCACAUCUUUUACCAGAAACAAAGGCAAUUCUGACCGGUGAACCAAGCAAAUUUAGUCGACCCUGGAACCCGUUUCCACUUAGCACGGUGCCGCCACCACCGCCCAAAGAGACGCGGCUGAUGCUGAAAGUGCUAAAGUCCAGGACGAUGAUGUUCCGCAUCAUUGUGGUGUCAUUCUGGUGGAUAUCGGUGACCAUGAUCUACUACGGCCUAUCCAUCAACUCGGUCUCGCUGGUGGGCAACAAGUACGUCAACUAUAUGAUGACAGCAUUUGUCGAGAUCCCUGGCUCGUUUCUUUGCUUUAUGACACUUGACCGAUUUGGAAGAAAAAGUUCUAUAAUGACAAGCUUUUUCGUCUGUGGUUUGUCGUUGCUGGUACUACCAAUUGUAAAAAAUCCGAAUCUAACGAUACUCCUGACUUUAGUGGGAAAGAUGAUGAUCAGCCUAAUCUUCUCCGGUAUUUACAUCUAUACGGUGGAGUUGUUCCCGACGAGCGCGCGCCACCGCAUGUUGGGCAUCUGCUCCAUGACGGGCCGCAUCGGCUCUAUGUGCGCGCCGCAGACACCUCUGUUGGUUGAUGGCGUACAUGAAGUCCCUCCCGUACAUUCUGUUCGGCUCGCUGGCUGGUACGUCGGGGCUGUUAAUGCUACUAACUCCGGAGACGCUGCACAUGAAGCUGCCCGACACCAUCGAGCAGGCGGAGCAGAUGACCCUCGCCAGCCGCACCACCAAAACGACCAAUCUAAUCUCGUAACACUGAGCUUGCCCUGCUGGCCUCAGACUUACUCUCACUAUUCGCAAGUCUUUAGUGGUAUUUGA